Molecule: messenger RNA, 1311 nt
Organism: Plasmodium vivax (malaria parasite P. vivax)
Lineage: Eukaryota; Apicomplexa; Aconoidasida; Haemosporida; Plasmodiidae
Exons: 1
Coding region: 1-1311 (436 amino acids)
Source: RefSeq, a predicted model, not a curated record
AUGGUGAACCAAACCCCCCACAUCGUCAUCCUAUCCUACGAUGAAGAGAAGAUAAACAAAUUCGUGUCAUUUUUGAUGAGCACAUUUGAACCCCUGGAGAGCUACGAAAAGGCAGAAACGUAUAAGCUCACAUUUGACCGCAAUGAUUUCCACAGUGGCAAUGGAUCCUCUUUCGCCUUUAAAGAGGUGGCCAAGGUGGCCAUCGUGAAUAAGUACUACAGCGCGGAGGUGACUAUUUCUUCCUGCGUGGUUCAAUCUGGAGAGAAUGCCCUUCGUGUGGAGGGAAGUAUGCCAAAUGGGGGCCUGCCUGAUGAGGCAAAUCUGCCAAAUGGGGGUCUACCUGAUGAGGCAAAUACGCCAAAAAUGGACCUUCCUGAUGGGGCAAAACCAGAGUUACAGAACCAAGCGAACGAACUAGACGCCAAGGACAUCCUCUGUGAAAGCGUCAUAUUCCUCUUUAACAAUUUCACCAAAAAGGAAAAAAACAUCGUUAAUGGAAACCCAUUCAGGAGCUACGAUGAGGAGUGUGUAGAAUACAUCAAAGAUCCGGAGAGCCAGCAAAUGAUAAGAAAUACCCAUUUUGAUUUUUCAAAUUUGUAUAAAGAUGUGGGGAUUAAAAUUGCCAUUUUUCCUUCAUCUCUCGAAAAGGACAAUAAAGAUAUUGUUAACUUCUUUAGCGACUAUUUUAUUGAAUGCUUGUACAUAAAUUAUGAGUCUGCUUUUUUGGCAGAAGGUGGUGGGCAAGAUGAUGGGCAUCCCAGCUGUCCAGAGGAGGGAGACCAAAAUGUAAAGGAGGAAAAAACUCUAUUGCGAGAAUUUGAAGAACAAGAAGAUGACGAAAGGUUGGUAGAGGCGCUGCACUGCCAUAUGUGGAAGGGGCUGCAGAUUAAACGGGACCACUUGAUCAUUCAGCAUAGGGGGGACUUCCCCAUGGGCGAAGCCUUCAAGGGUGAUGAGGCCGCCCGAAAAGGGGAGAAGACCCCGCAGAAGGAUGAAGCUUCCCCAAAUGGGGAGAAAACCCCGCAGAAGGAUGAAGCUGCCCCAAAUGGGGAGAACCCCCCCCAGAGGGAUGCACCUGCCACAAGCGGAGCAGCCAAAAUUGAUCUAAGCGGAACUCUGGCGAACAGUGCCAAGACCCCCGAAGGACAGAAGGAAGAACUGUUCAUGGAAAACUUCAACAAAAUUGUGGAAAAAAUAAGAGUAGCAAAAAUGGAAAAUAAAAAUUGCAGCAACCAUGCGGCACGGAGAAAGAAAGCGGAAGAAAUUAUUUUCGAACUGCAGCAGUAUUUCUGCGACAUUGAUGGGGAGUGA